CCUUCAGCCCGUCCUUCUGCAGCCGGCGUCUCAUCAACCCGCUCCAGUUCAACCGCCUCCGACAGAAGCGCAUCAUGGGGAACUUUGUGGCCAACGAGGGACUCUCCAUCUUCGUUAUUGUGGUGUGGCUGGGCAUCAACGCAUACCUGUUCGUCCAGUUCUAUCUAAACUUUCUUGUGGAGAAGUGGUUUUACACCAGAGUCCUGCUGGGGCAAGCUCUGCCCUGGGCCCGAGCUCCCGCCGCCUGCCUCAACUUCAACUGCAUGCUCAUCCUGCUGCCGGUCUGCAGAAACCUGCUGUCCUUCCUCCGCGGCUCCAUCCAAUACUGCAGCCGGACAGCAGCUCGACAACUCGACCGAAACAUCACAUUUCACAAACUGGUGGCUUACAUGAUCGCCUUCCACACAGCCGUGCACAUUGUGGCACACCUGUUCAACUUUGAGUACUUCAUGGACGCCCAGCUGAAUCGGAACGGCAGCCUCCUGACUUUCGCCCUGUCUGAAAUCGGCAACGAGGAAAACUCCUCCUUCCUGAAUCCCAUCAGGAGCAAUGAGACAAACCCCACCAUUGUCAUGUUCACCACCAUCGCCGGGCUGACGGGCGUCGCCAUCACGCUGGCCCUCAUCCUCAUCAUCACCUCGUCCAUGGAGGUCAUCCGCAGGUCGUACUUCGAGGUGUUCUGGUACACGCACCAUCUCUUCGUCAUCUUCUUCAUCGGCCUGGUUUUCCACGGCUACGGACGUAUAGUGCGAGGACAGACGGACGGCAGUCUCAAGUCAAAUGAUCCAUCAGUCUGUGCAGAAAGGUUUGAAGAUUGGGGAACAAACGGGUCCCACUGUGCUGUUCCGGUGUUUGCUGGGAACCCGCCCGGGACAUGGAAGUGGGUCUUGGCGCCAAUGAUCCUGUACGUGUGUGAGAGGCUGGUUCGCCUCUACCGCUCCCAUCAGAAAGUGGUCAUCACCAAGGUGGUGAUGCACCCCUCCAAGACCCUGGAGCUGCAGAUGAAGAAGAAAGGCUUCCGCAUGGAGGUGGGCCAGUACGUCUUCAUCCAGUGUCCGUCCGUCUCCCGGCUGGAGUGGCACCCCUUCACCCUGACCUCCGCCCCCGAGGAGGACUACUUCAGCGCCCACAUCCGCAUCGUGGGGGACUGGACCCAGGCGCUGUACGAGGCCUGUGGAGGAGACAAAAAUGAAACGCAGGAGGCCUGGAAACUGCCCAAGGUCGCCAUCGACGGCCCGUUUGGUACCGCCAGUGAGGACGUGUUCCGAUACGAGGUGGUCAUGCUGGUGGGCGCAGGAAUCGGAGUGACUCCCUUCGCCUCCAUCCUCAAGUCUGUGUGGUACAAACACAUCCAGAACAACCAGGAGGUCUUCACCAAGAAGAUCUACUUCUACUGGCUGUGUCCGGAGACGCAGGCCUUCGAGUGGUUCGCGGACCUGCUGCAGUCUCUGGAGAGGCAGAUGGCGGAGAAAGGCAUGACUGACUUCCUCAGCUACAACAUCUACCUCACACGUUGGAAGGAAGCUGAGGCAGCGCACUUCCGUGUCCACCACGAGGCGGAGAACGACCCCAUCACCGGCCUCAAACAGAAGACUCUUUAUGGAAAACCCAACUGGGACAACGAGUUCACCAACAUUGCAUCCAAGCACCCGGGAACCAAAGUCGGCGUGUUCCUGUGCGGCCCGCCUCAGCUGGGGAAGUCUCUGGAGAAACAGUGUCUGUCCCAUUCGGAGGCCGACGUCAAGUUCAUCUUUAACAAGGAAAACUUUUAGAAAGGAAGCUGGAAUCUGAGGAGAAGAUGAGAGGAAACCUUCCAAGUAUCAGUGGAGGCCUGGCGCUCUGCUGAGGCCGCCUGGCUUUACAGUUCUUCGACAGUUGACCUUCGUUGACUCGUGGGCCGAGCGGCAACUCAAAGCAACUCGAGCUUCUCCUUUGUUGUUUCGCAUGCAGUUGUUGCUUAAAAAGCAAGGAAAUAACCCAGCAGUGUUUUCCACAUUUAGUUUCUUCUUCUUUUGUGUUGCAUCCAUAAGCCCAACUGCUACUUUCAAAACCUUUCUUCCCUUUUUUUUUUCCUCUGAAAAUUUUGCAAACAAAGACCGGCUGAGGGCGAGGAAGUGUCGGUGUGAUGAGAGCCGCCGCAGUUUUGACUGCUACAAUGUAUUUAUGCUGUUGAGUUUUAGAGACCACGGUUAAAAACCUUAAACUCAUUUCAAUCUGGAGUCACACAAAAGGUGAAAAAGGGAACUCUCUGUGACAUGUCCACACAACUAAUCAGUGUAUCUCUCUGUAUGUAACACAUUUAAAUCAACCUGAUUGGAAGAGUUUAUCCAGCUUAUCACCAUGAGAAGGACGCUGCAGAAGGAGCUCUUUUUUACUGCUUUACUGACAUUCUUCCACUGAAAAAACUCAUUCAGUCUUGAUGCUGUUGGUAUUUCAUGAGAACAGAAAUACUCGUUACAUUGUGGUUCUUCUCCAGCAGUGUUUUGUAAAGUGUUUUUUUGGCUGCUUGUUUUUGAUAAAAUAUAAAAACUUCAACGAACCAGAAUUUUAAAAAAAAAAAUAAUAACAAUAAUAAUUCUGUUGGCUUUUGCUUGAUCACAGUGACUGUAAAGCAACGACAGAAGUUGUUUUAGGAUGUUUUCGAUACAACGGAAUAUCAUCAGACCAUCUCAAGCCUGAGGGCCUGAGCAGAGUUUGCAUGUGCUUCCUGUGCAUGUAUGCGUUUUCUGCAGGUGCUCAGGAUUUCUCCAACAGCCCUGUGAAGUUGCUAACAGGUGUACAUGUGAAGGUGUGUGACCGUCCGUUUCUGUGAGUUUGUGAUGGACUGCUGACAUGUCCACUGUGUACCUUCUCCUCUCUAACAGUCAGCAGGAGUUCGCACCACGAGCUACAUCAAAGAUGGAUUAAAAAAAAAACAAUGAAACAAAGAAACAAGAAAAAGUUUCACCUUGUUCAUGAAUCUCUUUUGGUUUAAUAUCC
Molecule: messenger RNA, 2979 nt
Organism: Salarias fasciatus (jewelled blenny)
Lineage: Eukaryota; Metazoa; Chordata; Actinopteri; Blenniiformes; Blenniidae
Gene: cybb
Product: cytochrome b-245, beta polypeptide (chronic granulomatous disease)
Exons: 13
Coding region: 75-1772 (565 amino acids)
Biological process (GO): defense response; superoxide anion generation
Cellular component (GO): plasma membrane; NADPH oxidase complex
Molecular function (GO): superoxide-generating NAD(P)H oxidase activity
Source: RefSeq, a predicted model, not a curated record